Molecule: messenger RNA, 602 nt
Organism: Linepithema humile (Argentine ant)
Lineage: Eukaryota; Metazoa; Arthropoda; Insecta; Hymenoptera; Formicidae
Source: RefSeq, a predicted model, not a curated record
UAUAUAAAGACUGCCUGGCCGAUUUUGUCGUCGUCAUUUAGUACUGGAUACUCGUGGUACGUUCAACAUCGGCAGAAUGUCAAGGUUCGCGAUUCUUUUGCUCGUUGCGCUGCUCGCCGCAGUUGCAGUCGCAUUUCCGUCAGCCGCUCCGCAAUCUCAAGAAUGUAUACCAAUUUUGCCAUAUUCUGCCUGCUAUAUAUCCAUACGGUGGCGGACGGCGGUUUCGGGCGGUGGAUUCGGUGGCGGAUAUGGUGGCGGAUAUGGUGGUUAUGGACAUCGAGGUGGUUAUGGACAUCGUGGAGGUUACAGAGGAUGUGGAGGAGGGUGUGGUGGUGGCAGACGUCCCUUCGGUGGUGGCUCAUUUGCUAAUAGUGGAGCUCAUGCCGGUUCAAUAAGCACACCAUUUGGCAGUGGUUCCUUCGCAAACUCGUUCGCUAAUGCUGGCUCCCGUGGAUACGGACGAUGAGAUUAAAUUUUACGAAAUUACUGCUAUUAUUAAAAAUGGAUUCUUGCGACUACAAAUCAAUUGUUUUGUGCGCUUAUUGAGCGUUUAUUUUUAUAUAAUAAAUUUGUUUAAAAAUAAAAUUUCUUUGCUUCAUUUA